AUGGGGGCGGUAGCGGCCGAGUUGGAAGGCAAGUUGGCGGUGCAAGAGCUGCUUGGGUACGCUCUCUCUUGUGCUGCUGUGCACAACCAGACCGAGAUCAUGGAGCUGCUUCUGUAUCCAUCCAACAAAACAGGCAGUAAAUCAAAGUAUUUCCCGAGAAGACAAAGGUUCCAGUGUUGCUAUGCACUGCGGUAUCUCGCCUAUGCUGCGGUGGUUUGUGUGGAGCAGAACGCAUUGCAGGCGCUGGAGUUUCUUAUCGGGCAACAGAUACCGCCUCCGCUACUGGUGGAUACCGAUGUGGUGCGCUGCUUCCGUGUUGCGUUGGAGCUUGGAAGUGACUUGAAUGCUCCAGAACCUGAAGCGCACCGACCAAUGCUCAUGGCGCUUUUACAUCGUUACCCGGCGCUAUUACUUGCGCACGUGGACGGAACUCAUGAUGUCGAUGUAUCCUUAGAUAACAAUACCAGGAACCACAUAGAGGCUCUGCGAUCCAGCUUAUUAUACGAGUACGUCACGAACCCACAGCUACACAAGUAG
This is a messenger RNA of Phytophthora infestans T30-4, 537 nucleotides long. RefSeq lists its product as uncharacterized. The record is from RefSeq and is a predicted model, not a curated record. Bases 1 to 537 code for a protein of 178 amino acids. Lineage: Eukaryota; Oomycota; Peronosporomycetes; Peronosporales; Peronosporaceae. The transcript has 3 exons.